Oryctolagus cuniculus (rabbit) is the source of this 2439-nucleotide messenger RNA. It is a transcript of the gene PDHX, whose product is annotated as pyruvate dehydrogenase complex component X. Gene Ontology annotation, cellular component: pyruvate dehydrogenase complex; mitochondrion. Lineage: Eukaryota; Metazoa; Chordata; Mammalia; Lagomorpha; Leporidae. Gene Ontology annotation, molecular function: acyltransferase activity. The record is from RefSeq and is a predicted model, not a curated record. Gene Ontology annotation, biological process: pyruvate decarboxylation to acetyl-CoA.
UGGGCGAUCAGGCUGUGCUGUGGGCAGCCCGGGAGAAGGCCGGGAAAGAUGGCGGCCUCCUGGAGGCUGGGCUGUGACCCGGCGCUGCUGCGAUACCUUCUGGGCUUCGGUGGCCAGCGAAGCUUGGGUCUGGUUAAGGGGGCUGCUAGGUGCUCUGUCGGCCGCGGGGCUAGUUGGAGAUGGCUGCACAGCACGCAGUGGCUGCGGGUUGAUCCUAUUAAGAUACUAAUGCCAUCACUGUCUCCUACAAUGGAAGAAGGGAACAUCGUGAAAUGGCUGAAAAAGGAAGGUGAAGCUGUGAGUGCCGGAGAUGCAUUAUGUGAAAUUGAAACUGACAAAGCUGUGGUUACCUUAGAUGCAAGUGAUGAUGGCAUCUUAGCCAAAAUAGUGGUUGAAGAAGGAACUAAAAACAUAAAGCUGGGUUCACUAAUUGGUUUGAUUGUUGAAGAAGGAGCAGAUUGGAAAAAUGUUGAAAUUCCCAAAGAUGUAGGUCCUCCACCACCAGCUGCAAAACCAUCAGUGCCUCCUCCCUCACCAGAACCACAAAUUUCCACGCCUGUCAAGAGAGAACACACCCCAGGAACCCUGCAGUUACGUUUAAGUCCAGCUGCCCGCAAUAUUCUGGAAAAACAUGCACUGGAUGCUGGCCAGGGCACAGCCACUGGGCCUCGGGGAAUAUUCACUAAAGAAGAUGCUCUGAGACUGGUGCAGUUGAAACAGACGGGCAAGAUCCCUGACUCGAGAGCAGCCGCAGCUCCUGCAGUCACUCCAACAGCACCUUUGCCCCCGCAGCCCGCAGCAGCACCCUCGUGUCCUCGGCCAAUGAUCCCAGCAGUGUCGACUCCUGGACAGCCCAAUGCAGCGGGCACAUUCACUGAAAUCCCUGCAAGCAAUAUUCGAAGAGUUAUUGCCAAGAGGUUAACUGAAUCUAAAAGUACUGUGCCUCAUGCAUAUGCUACUGCCGACUGUGACCUUGGAGCUGUUUUAAAAGUUCGACAAGCUCUUGUCAAAGAUGACAUUAAAGUGUCAGUAAAUGAUUUUAUCAUCAAGGCAGCAGCUGUUACUCUUAAACAAAUGCCAGGUGUUAACGUAAGCUGGGAUGGAGAAGGCCCAAAGCAACUGCCAUCUAUUGACAUUUCCGUGGCUGUGGCAACAGAUAAAGGUUUAAUUACGCCAAUCAUAAAAGACGCUGCUGCUAAGGGCAUACAGGAAAUUGCCAGUUCUGUAAAGGCUCUCUCGAAGAAGGCAAGAGAUGGAAAAUUGUUGCCUGAAGAAUACCAAGGAGGAUCUUUUAGUAUUUCCAACUUGGGGAUGUUUGGCAUCGAUGAGUUCUCCGCAGUGAUCAACCCGCCCCAGGCCUGCAUCUUGGCUGUUGGGCGAUUCCGGCCUGUGCUGAAGCUCGCAGAGGAUGAAGAGGGGAACGCCAGACUGCAGCAGCACCAGCUCAUCACGGUCACCAUGUCCAGCGACAGUCGAGUGGUCGACGACGAGCUGGCUACCAGGUUUCUUGAAAGUUUUAAAGCAAACCUAGAGAAUCCUAUCCGACUUGCUUAGUCCUCACAGAUAGGCGCACUGGGGCUUUGGCUUAGCUAAUGGAACAGUUGUUACUAAGAACCAAACUCUGUAGGAAAGCAGUUACGUAUCUGAAGUGUGAAGUGGAUGAGAUGUUUAUUUAUUUAAGGUGAAGGCAUUUGACCCGAGUUGUCUUCAUUCUCAAUUUGGAUUUAUUGUUAUAGAAAUAAGUGGUGAGAAACUGUAAUAAAGGAGACCAUUUGGUUAGAUCCAUUUUUAACUUCUGGUGCUGUACAAAAGGGAUAUUAAACUAGCUGUAAAUCAAAUUAUGUUUAGCUCCUUUGAGCAUUUUAGGAUAUUUGAGAAUGUAUGAUACAUUGUAAAAUCAAAACAUUGUUAAAACUGUACCUUAAUUGUAUUAAAGUUUGAAGUGAUCUUCAAAGAGAGGCCCGUUCAUCGAGCAGUGGGACCUCUCUCUUACAAACACUGCUAUAGAUAUACUUGAACAAUUUAGUAUGUACAGAAAUUUAUUCUGGAUAAUAGUAAAUAAGGAUCAAAUUAUAUGAGGGGUUGUGGCAACAUUACUGAAUUUUUUGUGUAUGUAAAGCCAUAUGUUUUAAAGUAGUUUCUAUUAGUCAUAAUUUCCACUCUGUUACACUGUGAACUUCUGAAGAAGAAGAACAAAAGAAGCAAAAUGAAGAAGGAAAGACACCAACAAAGUUGGUUGGGUCAAUAAAAAGCUACAGCUGACAUAUCUAAGCCUUCAGAAGAAAACUCACCUUUAUGCCGAGUUGAACUAUAUUUAAGUAAACGGUGGUAUCUCCUACCAAACGCUUGACGUUAGUGUUGGUUUCAGCACAAAAUGUUGUACUCAGUGCAUUUUAAUCAAAUUUGUACUGUGCAAUAAAGUGUGAGAAAAUCAAAAAA